Brassica oleracea var. oleracea is the source of this 1858-nucleotide messenger RNA. RefSeq names its product actin cytoskeleton-regulatory complex protein PAN1. The coding region runs from base 60 to 1676 and encodes 538 amino acids. The transcript is spliced from 3 exons. The record is from RefSeq and is a predicted model, not a curated record. NCBI's taxonomy places the organism in Eukaryota, Viridiplantae, Streptophyta, Magnoliopsida, Brassicales, Brassicaceae.
CAUAUAAAAUCAAAAACCCAUAUAUACAAUACUAAAGUAAAAUCCCAUCUUUCGAUCAGAUGAAUACGACGCGGUUCUCGGAUAAACAGAUAAUGGAUCUGAUGAACGACAAUAUCUCGAACGACGGCGAUCAUCAGAGAUCGCGUGUCGACGAUACUAACGAUUUAGUUUCGAAGAAGGAAGCGAUCGUCCCCAGCUACGAUUUUCAGCCUAUUCGACCUAACGCCACCGUCGGAUUGUCUCACUCCGCUUUAGAUCUCGCCGGAUCCGUCAAUUCCACGGCGGCUAGGGGUUUUACGGCGUCUGAUUUUUAUCCCGUUAAAUCAUCCGCAAGACAGAGUUAUGGUUCUGUUGACUCUAUUGAGCCUUCGAAGUUGUUUGCUGAGAAGGAACGAACUAACCCUGAGACGGCGAUAUUAUCUGAGAUUGAUCGGGUGAUGAAGAAACAUGCUGAUGACUUGAUGAAUGUAAUGGAAGGUGUUAGUGCACGUCUAACGCAACUGGAGAGUAGGACUAGGAAUCUGGAGAAUCUGGUUGAUGAUGUGAAAGUUUCUGUUGGGAACAGUCAUGGGAACACUGAUGGGAAAAUGAGACAGCUUGAAAACAUCAUGUUAGAGGUGCAAAGUGGUGUGCAGUUGUUGAAGGACAAACAAGAGAUACUUGAAGCGCAGCUUCAGCUCUCAAAGCUUCAAGUACCAAAGGUAGACCAACGUUCCGAUAAGCACUCUACACACGUUGAACACACUGCUCAACCUCCCGCAGCACUGCCUCAGCCACCAGCUUCCGCUGCAGCUCCACCAUCUCUUACUCAGCAGGGCCUCCCACCACAACAAUUUAUCCAGCAGCACAGUCUCCAGGCACCUUCAUCACAACUGCCUCAGCUUCCAAGCCAGUUCCCUCCCCAACAGGAGUCUUAUUUCUCCCCUCCUGGUGGUGGUCAGUCCCAGCCGCCACCAGUGAACAAUCCUCCUUACCAACCUCCUCCACCUCCUCAAACCCAGUCACUCCAUCAACCACCUUACCAGCCACCUCCUCAACAGCCACAGUACCCUCAACAGCCACCUCCUCAGCUUCAACAACCGUCUUCAGGCUACAACCCGGAGGAGCCACCUUACCCUUACUCGUCAAACCCUCCUCGUCAACAACCACCUCCUGCUCCCGCCACAUCUCAACAGUACUACAAUAAUCCUCCAACCCCACCAUCAAUGUACGAUGGACCAGGCGGUAGAUCCAGCUCAGGCUUCCCUUCCGGAUACUCUCCUGAAACUUACCCGUACACCACGCCACCCUCUUCACAGUUUGGAAACACCCAGACCAUGAAACCGUCUCAUCAGAGUGGAGGAGGAGGAGGAGGAGGAUCUGGUUAUCCGCAAAUCCCUAUGGCUCGCCCACUUCCACAAGCUUUACCAAUGGCUACAGCUAUCAGCAGCGGUGGAAGUGGCGGCGGAGGCUCCGGUUCUCCAAGAUCCGGAAGUAAUGUCCCAGUGGACGAUGUGAUCGACAAAGUGAGUAGCAUGGGGUUCCCAAGAGACCAGGUGAGAGGAACAGUGAGGGCGUUGACUGAGAACGGUCAAGCCGUGGACCUGAAUACUGUUUUAGACAAGCUGAUGAAUGGAGGUGUGAUGCAACAGCAGCAGCAGCAGCAACCGCCAAGAGGUUGGUUUGGGGGUCGUUAACUGUGUAUCCUCCCAUGACAUUGUAUAGAGUCUCAUCUCCCAUUUCGGAUCUCUAGUUCGAGAGCACGUCUUUGAAUUACAUUCGUGUUUGAUUUGUGAUUUUACUGUUUUCUCAGACCUUUCCCUAUGUGUUUGAAACUUUGAAAUUCAGAAUUUCAUUUCUUCAAUGUUCCAUUUGUGCA